AUGGUGGGCUUGGCCAAGAUCGCCAUGGGAUGGCUCAAAGAGCCACUGAGCUGGCUUUUCAUUGCCUCCGUGGUCUUCGUGGUGCUGCAGCGGCAGCGGCGGCGUGGCAAGGCCAAGGCGCCGCCGCUGCCUCCGGGGCCGUACCCGCUGCCGAUCGUCGGCAACAUGUUCAUAAUGGACCAGCUGACCCACCGGGGCCUCGCGGCUCUGGCAAAGCGGUACGGCGGCAUUCUCCACCUCCGCCUCGGCCAGGUCCACGCCGUCGUCCUGUCGACGCCGGAGUAUGCCCGGGAGGUGCUGCAGGCGCAGGACGUCGCCUUCUCGAACCGGCCAGCCACGGUCGCCGCCAUCUACCUCACCUACGACCGCGCCGACAUGGCGUUCGCGCACUACGGGCCCUUCUGGCGCCAGAUGCGCAAGCUGUGCGUGAUGAAGCUCUUCAGCCGGCGCCGCGCGGGGACCUGGCUCGCCGUGCGCGACGAGUCCGCGGCGCUGGUCCGGGCCGUGGCACGGCGGAGCGGCGAGUGCGUGAACCUCGGCGAGCUCAUCUUCAACCUCACCAAGAACGUCACCUUCCGCGCCGCGUUCGGCGCCGACGCCGCCGGCGACGCCGUGAAGCGGGACGAGUUCAUCGCCAUCAUGCAGGAGUUCUCCCAGCUCUUCGGCGGGUCCAGCAUCGGCGACUUCAUCCCGUGGCUCGGCUGGGCGGACCAGGGCCUCAACGUGCGCGCCCGCGCCGCGCGCGCCGCCCUGGACGAGUUCAUCGACAGGAUCAUCGACGAGCACAUGAGGAGAGGCAAGAACCCCGACGACGUGGACGCCGACAUGGUGGACGACAUGCUCGCGUUCCUCCCUGAGGCGAAGCCGAAGAAGACCGCUGGCGACGACCUGCAGAACUCGCUCCGCCUCACUCGUGAAAAUAUCAAGGCCAUGAUCAUGGACGUGAUGUUUGGUGGGACGGAGACGGUGGCAUCGGGGAUCGAGUGGGCAAUGACGGAGAUGAUGCACAGCCCCGACGACAUUUGUCGGCUGCAGCAGGAGCUCGCCGACGUGGUGGGUCUCGACCGGAACGUGGACGAGUCAGACCUCGACAAGCUCCCCUUCCUCAAGUGUGUAAUCAAGGAGACACUCCGGCUACACCCGCCCAUCCCGAUUCUCCACCACGAGAACGUCGAGGACUGUGUCGUCGGUGGCUAUUCAGUGCCCCGGGGAUCCAGUGUCAUGAUCAACGUAUUCGCCAUUGGCCGCGACGCCAAGGUGUGGAAGGACGCCAACAUGUUCCGACCGUCGAGGUUUAUGGCGGGGGAAGGGGAGGCCGCAAGGGUUGACUUCAAGGGCAACUGCUUUGAGUUCCUGCCAUUCGGGUCCGGUCGCCGCUCGUGCCCCGGGAUGGCGCUUGGCAUCUACUCACUGGAAUUUGCUGUCGCGCAGCUCGCCCACGGGUUCAGCUGGGCGCUGCCCGACGGCAUGAAGCCAUCGGAGCUCGACAUGACUGACAUCUUCGGUCUCACCGCGCCACGCUCCACUAGGCUGUGUGCAAUGCCCACACCCCGGCUUACUUACCCUUUGGUCUCUGAUGUCGAUGCCACGCCCAAGGCGUGA
Messenger RNA from Triticum turgidum subsp. durum (durum wheat), 1602 nucleotides. Lineage: Eukaryota; Viridiplantae; Streptophyta; Magnoliopsida; Poales; Poaceae. The record is from the annotation of a GenBank genome assembly.